GUAUCAUCCAUGUUUAGAUUCGGCGUACAUCAGACGCAGCCCUCCCACUCCAGUGACUUCCUCCGUUGGGUGGUGAUGUCCGUCAGGGUCUGAGCACGUGACCUCGUGACGGAGUCACGGAGAGUUGAACUGAUGCCUGAGGUUCUGAGUUUUUGCCUCACCUCCAUCGAUGCCAUUCAGUUGAUUGAAACUAAAACCAACCACUCUCCAACAUCCAAGGCAUCGACAAGAACGGUGCAGACCAGCAGCUACCUUGUGUUCUGAACUCAUCCUUUCCUCACCUAUAAAUCCAUUGAACGGGACACCGCAUCUUCGCUGUGUUGUGGAUCGAUCGAAAAUGGAGGGAAUAGAUUUGGAGCAGGUCAACGCCCUCCGAGCGAAACUUGGUAUCCAACCAAUACCUACCCCGGGGUCGAACGGUCUCCAGUUCAAAGACAAGGGCGAAGACGGCUCGGACCAGGAGGAAGCAAGCACGCACGAAACACGCCAGGCCGCAGCUGGCGACAACUGGCUGCAGCUGCAAGCCGAGCAGGAGGCGAAGGACAGGCGACUGGCGCAGAAACUGCAGAUCAAGAAGCAAAGGGAUGCGGCACAACGGAUCGCAAAGCUGAAAGGCCGGGGUUUGGGAGACCUGGACGAGGACGAGGAUUUGGAGGACGCGACUUCAUGGCUAUUGAAGUCCAAGAAGCGACAGAAGAAGCUCGAGAAGGAGAGGCAGAAGCGACUUGAAGCCGAGCUGGCGGAGAGAGAGAAGCAGGCCGAAUACACCACAUCAGACCUGUCGGGCUUGAAAGUUGCGCACGAAAUUGAUCAAUUCGGGGAAGAAGGUGAUCAGAUCCUGACUCUCAAGGACACGACUGUUGGAGAUGACGAGGACGAGGAUGAUGAGCUUGAGGAUCUCGAUCUACGGGAAAAAGAGAAACUCCAGGAGCGCCUGAAGUCGAAGAAGCGCAAGUUCGCUUACGAUCCGAAUGCCACCACAGAAGGAUCCGGGCUGUUGAGCCAGUACGACGAUGUCAUCGAUGGAAAGAAGAGGAUUCAAAUCUCUCUGGAUGACAUUCAAAAGCAGGCCACAACUCCGGACGUCACCAUGAACGAGACCGAUCAGGAAGGGCCCAAGAUGCCCGAGAUGGAUAGAAAACGGAAGAAGCGGCGGAUGAGGGCUGCGGAGUUAGCUCGGCAGCUGAGAGACGGGGACAGCAACGCCCCUGAAGACGAGGAAGUUGGGCUCAUUAUUGAUGAAACCACCGAGUUCGUUUCCUCACUCAGAACUUCCACCGCACAAAAGAAAGAGACUCGAGCGUCAGCGGCGACACAACCCGAGCCAGCGGCGAUUCCUGCGCUGAAGUUAGAAGCCGAUAAGCAACCGAAAGCAGAGCCUAUGAGGAGUCCUUCACCUCCUCCCGAGACGGACGCCAUGGAUGUUGAUCUUCCCAAGCCUACCGAGCCCGCCAUUCAAGAGGUAGAGAAGAUUCACGACGAUCUGGGAGAGGAGGAGAAUCUCAACAAAGGCAUGGGUGCUGUCCUCGGCAUGUUGACAUCUCGGGGUAUUCUGAACCGCGAAGCGGAAGAGGAUAAGAACGGGCUUCUCCGAGAUCGCCAGCGUUUCCUCUCGGAGAAGAAGCGGCGCGAAGAGGACGCGGAACGAAAGGCGCGUCUGCAGCGCGAGCGCGACCGGCAGAGCGGCAAGCUGGAUCGAAUGUCUGUACGAGAGCGGGAGGACUAUGCCCGAAAUCUCAACGCGCAGCGCGAUCAAGCAGAGUCGCGCCAGAUGGCCGACAUCUUCAAUCGCGAGUACAAGCCCGACGUGCAGCUCAAAUACGUGGACGAAUACGGUCGACGACUGGAUGCCAAAGAGGCUUUUAAGCAUCUUAGUCACCAGUUCCAUGGCAAGGGUAGUGGAAAGGGCAAGACGGAGAAGAGGCUCAAAAAGAUCGAUGAUGAGAAGAAGAAGGAGGGGAUGAGUCUGUUGGAUACCAGCCGUGAUACCGGUGGUAUGGAUAAUGCAGCACAGAAUAGGGCGAAGACGAAUCGGCAAGCAGGCGUACGACUUCAGUAGUCGUAUCAAGGCUCAAGCAUCGCUUCAAUCAGUAUGGGACUUAGGUUACAGAACAGUUUCAAUUCUGGUCUAUAUCUUGUCAGAGUCGGCCUCAAAUGCAACCGUUCCUAUGCUACUAUGCUACAUCCACUGAAUUUGUAUGGUUUCUAACAGUCAUGUGUAGCCACACAGAAAU
Molecule: messenger RNA, 2234 nt
Organism: Eremomyces bilateralis CBS 781.70
Lineage: Eukaryota; Fungi; Ascomycota; Dothideomycetes; Eremomycetales; Eremomycetaceae
Exons: 1
Coding region: 338-2059 (573 amino acids)
Biological process (GO): mRNA cis splicing, via spliceosome; maturation of 5S rRNA
Cellular component (GO): U4/U6 x U5 tri-snRNP complex
Source: RefSeq, a predicted model, not a curated record